This is a messenger RNA of Aspergillus aculeatus ATCC 16872, 1434 nucleotides long. Its product is annotated as DUF1996 domain-containing protein. The coding region runs from base 1 to 1434 and encodes 477 amino acids. Lineage: Eukaryota; Fungi; Ascomycota; Eurotiomycetes; Eurotiales; Aspergillaceae. The record is from RefSeq and is a predicted model, not a curated record. The transcript has 4 exons.
AUGCACCAAAAGAUGAAACUCGAUGUUGCUAUAGUGACUUGUUUGGCAUUAAUCACCGAUGUUGCGAACGCUUUCUGGCGUCUGCCUUGUCGCGGACGAAGUGGUGUGGCUCGGAUUGAUCCCAUAAUGGCCCCAGGGAUCCCAUCGGAUCAUGUACACGCGGUUCAUGGAUCGGGCGGAUUCUCGAUGUCCGCCAACGAGGCAAGUCUGAAGCAGUCGAGCUGUACUUCUUGCGCAGUGACCCAAGACAAGUCAGCAUACUGGGCGCCCGCGUUGUAUUUCGUGCAUCAAAAUGGCGAUGCUGAGCUUGUCAACGAAGUCGGCGGCAUGCUUGCCUAUUACCUUCUCAAUGGCGAAAAUGUGAAGGCGUUCCCUGAAAACUUACGCAUGAUGGCAGGAGAUACAUACCUGCGCGACUUCCCCUGGCCAAUACCGGAUCCCCCGCAGUCAGAGUGGUCUGGAGAUGAUCUAAAACAGGAGGCUCUUCGCCAGAAAGCUGUCGGAUUCAACUGUCUGAAUUACCAAAAGGACCCCGAACCCUCCUUGGCACGUCAUUUCUUGCCAAACAAGACAUAUUUGGAUGAGCACUGCACUGAAGGCGUUCGGUUUGAAUUGAUGUUUCCAUCCUGCUGGAAUGGGAAGGAUAUCGACACACCGGAUCACAAGUCCCACCUGGCCUAUCCGUCUCUGGUGAUGGACGGAGAAUGCCCAAAGGGCUUCGAGCAUCGUCUCGUUUCGCUCUUCUAUGAAAGUAUCUGGGAUACAUACGCGUUCAAAAGCAAAAAAGGCAAUUUUGUGCUCGCGAAUGGAGACCCCACGGGAUACGGCUACCACGGUGAUUUCAUGUAUGGCUGGGACUCACAGGUGCUCCAGCAGGCAGUAGAUACAUGCACAAACAUGUCUGGAGAAGUGACGGAGUGCCCCGUUUUUACGCUUCAAAGUGACGAGAAACAGGAUGAGUGCCGGUUCUCCGUUCCGGAUGCUCUGAAGAAUGAAGACGUGAACUACCACAAAGGUGGUCUCCCGAACAAUAUCGCCAUUCAAAGCGGACCUGCCUAUGCUAGCCCAGUCAGAUACACCACCGCCACCAGCACCACCACCACCACCACCACCGGCGCUGAACCCUCCAGCUCGUGGGAAGAUUCCUUUGCAAGCGCUGACUGGGAAGUCAUCACGACGUGGUCGCCGCCGUCGAGCACUCUCUCAUCUGCCGAACCGGCGUCGUUCACAACAAUCGUCUACGUCGAACAAGCAAUUAUUGUCCUUGUGGAUGAUCAGGGCGUCCCGAUCGAGACGCAGACGGGCUCUUUGGAAACCGUCUCGAAGACCACGACCACUUCGAGUGGCGGCGCUACAUCCAGCCGACCCCCGUCGAAGCGCGGUUGGUAUCAUAACCAUGCCCACAAGCAUUACCGCCACGGACACUCCCAUUAA